GCGUUAGAACUCGAGCAAAACGGCUGCCCAGAUUCCCUAUUCAUCCCGAGUCGGGCGGAGUCCAUGCGAACUGGAUAUAAAGGAUUUUAGACGUUUUGGAAAGAUUUAACGUUUAAACGAUUUAGAGAAAAGGUUUAUUCACUAAAUCCGAUCCUGUCCGAGAUGACAACGACGACCACUUUUCAAGGGAUGGACCCAAGUGCAAAAAACAGCUCCAGGGUUCUGAGGCCUCCAGGCGGAAACUCCAAUAUUUGCUUUGGCACAGAUGAGGAAAGGCCGGCGCGCAAGAACAGAAUGGCCUCCAACAUCUUCGCCGAGCCCGAGGACCCCCACGCCCAUCGGAGGAACAACCCACCCAGCGGAGAAGCGAGCGGAGUGCUUUGUGGAGAACACUCCGCCCCACUGAGGCGGUGCCACCAGCCACCAAUCUACCUAAACAACUCUGAACACGCAGCCAAACCCACGGAGGAAAACUACGAGCAAGUAAACCAUGAUCAGUCACAGGAUUUCGAAGCCCCUGAGGAAGAGCCUCAGCAGGAGCAGCAGCAGAAGGAGGAAGAGCAGAAACAGGCCUCUGGUGCCUCCUCUGGCCGAAGAAACCCUCCUGGUGGAAAAUCCAGCCUCAUCCUGGGCUGAGCUCGCUCACUGAUCUCUCUCUCUCUCUCUCUCUCUCUCUCUCUUUCUCUCUCUUUUUUUAAAGAUUCACUCUCUCUCUCUCUUCACUCUCUCUCUCUCAUCAUGUGAGCCAUGGGAUGAUUUUUUUUUCUUUUUGUCCACUACCACAUGUCUGUAUUAUUGUUUUUCUAUUGCAAAAAAAAAAAAAAAGAAAAGAAAAUGAAAGAAAGAAAGCUGGUUGGCAGAAGCACUUUAUGUAAAAGCUCCAUUUCAGCCCAUCGUGAAGAGCGCAGGCCGUGCGGGGGGAAGCAUGGGAGGCAAAGCAAGGACAAGAUUCGUCACGCUAAAUUUCUAAAGACAAAUAAAGAUUGAUAUGAAUUUCA
Tachysurus vachellii is the source of this 998-nucleotide messenger RNA. It is a transcript of the gene jpt1b, whose product is annotated as Jupiter microtubule associated homolog 1b. The transcript is spliced from 5 exons. Bases 163 to 636 code for a protein of 157 amino acids. NCBI's taxonomy places the organism in Eukaryota, Metazoa, Chordata, Actinopteri, Siluriformes, Bagridae. Gene Ontology annotation, cellular component: nucleus. The record is from RefSeq and is a predicted model, not a curated record.